CCGACGAGACGAUCAACAAAGCCCUCCCUCUCCCAGCCAUAUAUGCGGAGCUCAGCAGCUGCCCCGGCGCGCGCCAUUGGCCGAUCGCAGCUGGCGCGGAGAGGGUUCAGCACCCAGCCCAAGCACAAGGACGUCAUUAAAAAGGCGUAUGCCGCCGGCAAGGCGCCGCCGCCUGCCGUCUACCCCGACACAAAGGUCAUCUGUGCGGGCAUCACGGGUAAGACGGGCGCCUUCCACGUCAAGGGGGGGAUCGACUACGGCUCCAAUUAUGUCGGCGGCACGCACCCCAAGAAGGGCGGCACGAAGACAGACAUGGACGCGCAGGGCUUUGAGCUGCCACUCUACACUACGAUGGCAGAGGCCAAGAAGGAGACCGACUGCGAUGCCGCAGUCCUCUUCGUGCCUCCGCCCGGUGCGAAGGGCGCCAUCAUGGAGGCCAUCGCGGCCGAGAUCCCGCUGGUAGUCUGCAUCACGGAGGGCGUGCCGCAGCAUGACAUGGUUCAGGUAAAAAAAGCGCUGAUGAGCCAGACGAAGACGCGGCUGAUCGGGCCCAACUGCCCGGGCGCCACCUCGCCACGAGGGAGGCGGCGCGCCACGCGCCAUUCUCGCCACGAGGGAGGUAGUCGGCUAGUACGGCGAACACUCGGGAUCGUCUCGCGCUCGGGCACGCUGACGUACGAGGCGGUGCACCAGACGACGGCGCUCCACGACGAGGUCGACCUCACCGAGGGGCUCGGCCAGUCGAUGGUCAUCGGCAUCGGCGGCGACCCAUUCAACGGAACAAACUUCCUCGACGCGCUCGAGUACUUUUACGCCGACCCGGAGACGGAGGGCAUCAUCAUGAUCGGCGAGAUCGGAGGCGACGCGGAGGAGCAGGCGGCGGCGUUCAUUCAGGAGGCGAACAUGACGAACUUCAAGCCCGUCGUCAACUUCAUCGCCGGCACCACGGCGCCGCCCGGCCGCCGGAUGGGCCACGCGGGAGCGAUCACGGCGGGCAACGCGGGCACGGCGAAGGGAAAGAUCAAAGCGCUGACUCAGGCUGGCUGCAGGGUCUCCAAGUCGCCGGCCAGGUUGGGCCACGUCAUGGCACAGUUCUACCAGGAGAAAAAGGGGAACGGGAAGGUCUACCUCGACCCGGCGAUGGUCUGGACCGUUGAGGAUGCCGACAAGCUGUAGAGCGCGGGCUGUCGCGAGGACGGCACUAGAGGCGCGAGACCCUUGCCUCCCGCCCGCCGCCGCCGCCGCCGCUAGCCAGCCAGCCAGCCGCAAUCCGCCGUCGCCGCUCCGGGUGCGCGUGUGCAGCCGUUCGCGCCAGACCAUUUGGGCGGGAGAGGCUCGGUGGGCGGCCACGUGCGUUUGGAGGGGGACGGCGGCGUGCGUAGGGGUGGAGUCUCGGGCUUGGAGCGGGCAUAUGGGGCGCGCUUGUGAGGGGGCGGAGGGACUGAGGGCCUGCGGCCGGCCGAGGGGAGCGUUCACACAUGUCUUGCUUGGGACUUGGCUCGUGUCCUGUCCCUGUUCCUGGGGACGCGAGUUGUGCGUGAGAGCGCCGCGGGUUGGCGCGGCGGGCUUCUUUCACCGUGUGGCGUCCUCCGAUCGCGAGGCCUGUCGUACACAUUUGGCGGUGGAACGAUCGCCCUAUAUACACGGGUGAACGGGACACGGUUUUCAGAGACGAGCGCGACAACCAAAUCCAAAAAAUCGACCGCCCGCGCGACGGCGACGGGCGACGGGCGACGGGCGACGCGCAAAAGCGCAUGCAAGCUUGCAGAUGCGACCACAGGAGAAAAGUAGAGGUGGGGAGAGAGCGAGCGCUGACCUCCUCCGCCUCUCCGCUGCGUGUGUGUGAUCGCCGCGCGCCGCCACCGCCCCGCCGCCCGCCCCG
Messenger RNA from Emiliania huxleyi CCMP1516, 1882 nucleotides. Its product is annotated as alpha subunit of succinate-CoA ligase. Lineage: Eukaryota; Haptophyta; Isochrysidales; Noelaerhabdaceae. The record is from RefSeq and is a predicted model, not a curated record. Gene Ontology annotation, biological process: tricarboxylic acid cycle. Gene Ontology annotation, molecular function: succinate-CoA ligase (GDP-forming) activity; succinate-CoA ligase (ADP-forming) activity. Gene Ontology annotation, cellular component: mitochondrion; succinate-CoA ligase complex (ADP-forming). Bases 43 to 1176 code for a protein of 377 amino acids. The transcript has 10 exons.